This is a messenger RNA of Aspergillus clavatus NRRL 1, 1785 nucleotides long. RefSeq names its product crossover junction endonuclease MUS81. Gene Ontology annotation, cellular component: Holliday junction resolvase complex; nucleus. NCBI's taxonomy places the organism in Eukaryota, Fungi, Ascomycota, Eurotiomycetes, Eurotiales, Aspergillaceae. Gene Ontology annotation, biological process: DNA catabolic process; double-strand break repair via break-induced replication; mitotic intra-S DNA damage checkpoint signaling. The transcript has 3 exons. The coding region runs from base 1 to 1785 and encodes 594 amino acids. Gene Ontology annotation, molecular function: DNA binding; 3'-flap endonuclease activity; crossover junction DNA endonuclease activity. The record is from RefSeq and is a predicted model, not a curated record.
AUGGACGACACCUGUGCGAAUCCCUUGCUAUUGGGAUGGCUCAAAGAAUGGCUAGACCAGGCUCGCGAGCGUGGCAGCAAAGGGGUCACUGUGUACAAAAAGGCUUAUGAGUCGAUGAAAGCCUGUCCACUGGUGUUCCAGCAUCCGUCUGAGGCACAGCAACUCAACGGACUUGGACCCAAGCUAUGUGAUCGCUUAACGGACAGACUAAAGGCGUAUUGUGAGGAAAAUGGCCUGCCGAUGCCUGAACAUCCUCAGAAGGCAGCAGCAAAUAAGAGGCAAUCCGACGGAGGGGAUCCAGAUAGUCAACCAGCGAAGAAACAACGAAAAGCGAAGCCAUACGUGCCCAGUCUCCGGUCCGGUCCUUAUGCGCUGCUCUUGGGUCUAGCAACCCUUGACGAGAAUGCCUCCCAAGGCUUGACAAAGGCUCAGUUGAUUGAGAAGGCGCAGCCUCAUUGUGACAACUCCUUCACUGUGCCUCCCGACGCAUCCAAGUUCUACACGGCUUGGAGUUCGAUGAAAACCCUCAUGCAGAAGGAACUUGUAUACGACCACGGACGCCCGCUUCGGAAAUACGCUUUGACGGAGGAAGGCUGGGAAGUUGCGAAGAGGAUCAUGAAGACCUUGCCAGGAUCAGAACAGAGCACACUGACGUUCAGGCAUCGAUCGACUACAAUUGCGAUGGAGCAAUUUAGCGAGAACGGAGAGGAUACCAACGCCGGUGUACGCCGUAGGGACCAUGGCUUAGCUGCUCCCGAUUUCCUCCGUGAUGAAGCCUGUGCAGAUGACGAGGAUAUCCAGAUUCACGACCAAAUCCAGACUCAGAAACCAUUUGAUGACUCCCGAAUAGAACCCAUCACUCUCCCCGCCAACAGUUUCACGGUUCAGCUGGUACUGGACACGCGCGAAGUCCGAUCAUCCAAAGACCGAGACUAUAUUGCCAAUGAGCUGAGCAAGAAGGGCAUCACCCCUGAAGUUCGUGCGCUUGAGCUGGGCGAUGCGAUGUGGGUUGCCAGAUGCAAUGACCCAUCGUUCCUCUUCCAGUACGGGGAGGAAUGCAACGAAGCGAUGCUUGACUGGAUCGUAGAACGGAAGAGACUGGACGACCUGAUCGGCUCCAUCAAAGACGGGCGCUUCCACGAGCAGAAAUUCCGUCUCCGUCGCUCCGGGAUCAAGAACGUGAUCUACCUCAUCGAAGAAUACGCCGCCGUCCUCCAGGACAUGGGCAAUCCCUCCACCAUCAAAUACCAGGAAAUGGUCGCCUCGGCCAUCGCCUCGACGCAGGUCGUCAACGGCUACUUUGUCAAGCAGACGAAAAACCUCGACGACACAAUCCGCUAUCUCGCUCGCAUGACAUCCCUCCUGCAGAAAAUGUACUGCUUCUCGCCCCCGACACACACCCUCCGCCUAAUCCCGAGCCGACAGCUCUCCUCUGCCGAGUCAUACCUAACCACGCUCGAGCGUCUCCGAGCGCAAAACCCUUCCAUAACCUACGCUGUCACAUUCUCGACCUUCUCCGCGCUAACGUCAAAAUCCGACAUCCUGUCCCUUCGCGACGUGUACCUGAAGAUGUUGAUGUGCACGAGAGGCGUCACAGGUGACAAGGCCCUUGAGAUCCAGAAGCGGUGGCCCACCCCGCGGGAAUUCAUCGAAGCGUUCGAGAAGCUGGACCCCAAGGAUCGAGACGAUUUGGUCUUUGAACGGACUAAGACGUUGGUUGGCCGGAAGAAGAUGGGGAAGGUUCUCAGUAAGAAGAUCGCGGAUAUCUGGGGCGUGGCGGGAUAA